AUGGGAAACCUCAUCUGGCACGAGUAUGCUCGCUUUGUCUCUCUCACCGCUAGCGUCUAUACCGUAUGGGCCUCAUUCUUUGGCCUCAUCUACCGCAAGUUUUUCUGGGAUUUUGUGAACGGUACAAUUCGUGCCCCUGGAGGUCUCCAACCUGCGCCUCAGGACGCUUUCUUCAUCAGUAUCAUUGUCAAAGCACCCAUCGUUCCAAUUAUAAGCAUGAUCCUUGGGCUCAUGUUGGUUGCGUUGGACUAUCCGGCACCGUUCCUGAAGGGCACGGGCAUACACCGAAGUUUCAUGUUGAGAGUCGUAGGGAUGAUAUUCCAGGCCUUCUUCGCCGUUCUGUGGUAUCAAGUGUCUAGCUUUGAGAAAGCAAAGACAGCCGGGGAUCUCUUCUUCUUCCCUUCCGAAAUACAUAGACAUGAUGAUUCGGGCAUUCAGUUCGAAAUUAGACUAUGCCCGGCUCUUCAACAGAAGCCACACCUCCCCACUCCCCAUUUCAGUACAUCGCAAACCCCAGAGGUGCCCCUGGAACAACGUAGAGCAGACCCAUUCGAACCACCUUAUGCUCCAAAUCUAUAUGUCGGAGAAUUGACAGAUGAGGAAGAAGGAACUGAGUAUGCCGUGCUGCUGAACAAGUUCUCUGUUGUGCCUAAUCAUUUCCUGCUUGUGACCAAAAAGUAUCAAAGCCAGGCGUCUCCGCUAAUGCCGUCGGAUCUUGUCCAAGCAUAUUCUAUCCUUCUUGCGGCUCGCAAAGCAAGGACGCCAUUCUUCGCCUUCUAUAACUGCGGCGAUAAUAGCGGUGCCAGCCAGCCGCACAAGCAUAUCCAAUUCUUGCCUCUCGAGGACGAAGAUGGCCCCCCAAUCGAGGAACUCGCGAGAGCGGCAAAAAUAGAUAAGGAUGAAAAGCCUUUCUCUCUUUCAGUACUUCCAUUCGCACAUCACAUACGACGUCUCUCGAUCCGCCGUUCCUCUACCCCCGCUGAUCUGGAACCCAUCCUGGCUUCGGCCUUCCUCGAAUUACUCGACCUUGUGAUCUCGACUGUCAGACACGACGAAUCAUACCCCGCCGGCACGCCCUCCUACAAUGUCCUUCUCACCCUCGAACACAUGUACCUCAUACCCCGUCGACAGGAGACAUAUGUACUGGAAGAAUCUGGCGAGAAGCUCAACAUCAAUGCCCUAGGGUUUGCAGGGAUGCUGCUCGUCAAAGAGGAUGCGGAGCUCGAGGCAGUCAAGAAGGAAGGCCCUGUGAAGAUUCUGAGAGGCGUUGGAUGCGAGAGUAUACACGAUUUGCAAGUUCAGGGCUCUCUGGAGCUGGAUGGCGACCCGAAGCUGUAG
Molecule: messenger RNA, 1338 nt
Organism: Heterobasidion irregulare TC 32-1
Lineage: Eukaryota; Fungi; Basidiomycota; Agaricomycetes; Russulales; Bondarzewiaceae
Exons: 9
Coding region: 1-1338 (445 amino acids)
Biological process (GO): nucleotide metabolic process
Molecular function (GO): ATP binding; ATP:ADP adenylyltransferase activity
Source: RefSeq, a predicted model, not a curated record